Messenger RNA from Struthio camelus australis, 1270 nucleotides. The record is from RefSeq and is a predicted model, not a curated record. NCBI's taxonomy places the organism in Eukaryota, Metazoa, Chordata, Aves, Struthioniformes, Struthionidae.
AUGGCACAAAAGUCAGGCCGCGACCUGCAGCAGUACCAGAGCCAGGCGAAGCAGCUGUUCCGCAAGCUGAACGAGCAGUCCCCCACGAGGUGCACUCUCGAGGCCGGAGCCAUGGCCUUCCACUACAUCAUUGAGAAAGGGGUGUGUUACCUGGUCCUGUGUGAAGCUGCAUUCCCUAAGAAACUGGCCUUUGCGUAUCUGGAGGACUUGUAUUCGGAGUUUGAUGAACAACACGGCAAGAAGGUGCCAACGGUCUCCAGGCCCUAUUCCUUCAUUGAAUUUGACACCUACAUCCAGAAAACCAAGAAGCUCUACAUUGACAGCCGGGCGCGGAGGAACCUGGGUUCCAUCAACACAGAGCUGCAGGAUGUGCAGAGAAUUAUGGUGGCCAACAUCGAGGAAGUCUUGCAGCGAGGGGAGGCGCUCUCAGCUCUCGAUUCCAAGGCCAACAACUUGUCCAGUUUGUCCAAGAAGUACCGUCAGGACGCAAAGUAUCUGAACAUGCGUUCCACUUACGCCAAGCUUGCGGCUGUAGCUGUGUUUUUUAUCAUGUUGAUCGUCUAUGUGCGAUUCUGGUGGCUGUGAGCUGGUUACAAGUCACUGAAGAGGGAAAGCCUGUAGCCUGGCAGGUGUAUGUGUGCAGGACACUGUUCACGGGGAUGUGCAUUAGAAUCCACACAGGGCCAUCACCUUUAUGGGAAUGUCCUGAAAAUGUUAGGUGACACCUGACUACCACACCUCUUAGUGAAUCCUAACCGUAGGUAUAAAGGCUUGUUGACUACAGGCUUCUCCUCUGAGGCAGUUUGCACUAGGGGACUGUAGAGUUUGACCUCCCGAGGUUCUGCACCCCUGCUAGGGGUGAGCUCUGGGAACAGUCAAUCAGUACAGUUUAGCAGAAUCAUGCUGUACGUCCUCCUGUUGAGUAGCUCUAGUGGGAACUGGACUCUAAUGAACAUUCCUUGUGUUGGCAAUGUUUGCUUUUCUAGAAUCUGGGUCUGCAGUUGUUGGGUUUUUUCUUUUAAGACAAGACUCCCCUGUUUGAAGGAAGUUCCGCACUGUACAUAUUAUAAUAGCUUUCACCUCCGUCGAACUAGCUAUUGUUGAGUUUUCCUUGUCUGACAUCUUUGCUUGUUACACUUCCAAUUACUUGAGGAAGAAAUGGAUGUUAAAUUAUGCCUUAAAAAUACAUUCUGGCUAGUACUAGGAGAGGCAAUGAAAGUCUUCUGUAUUACCAUUUCCUACAAAAUUAAACUACAGGUUUGUAAGUGUC